ACGAAGGGAACCGUCUUGGCUUGUCUACUGCCAUUGAUUAGUCGUUUGCUGGCAUUUUCUUUGUCAUAAAGUGACACCGCGCGCGCGUACGGCGGCCGUGAUUUAUGGGCCUUUUGGGGAUCCGUUUGGUUUCCCGUACCACCAUCCCUACUCCACCCCUCCCGCGUAGAAGAAAGUGAACAGAUCGAGAGAACCCGCGCCCGCAAGAUAAGCAAGCACCCGAAAUCAUAAUGAAAUCGAAUUAUCUGCUGCUACCGUUGGGGAUGAUUUAUUGGUGUUGUGUGAUCGGUGCCGAUGGGGCGACCGACGACGAAGAUGACCCCCUGGUGACGACCCUUUCGCCAGCCGAGGAGUACAAGAACUACCCGUACUGCUUCCGGUUUACCUGGUUGGGACCGAAGUACAACAAGGACAGCCAGUACAAGAACGUGACCUGCGAUAGCCUGCUCAAAAAGGCCACCGGAAUUCCAUGCUUCCAUCCGUUGGUGGUCACGAAUAAUAGCAACGUGCCCGAUACAGAGUACAUGUGGAACGAGUAUCGGGACAAGCCGGCGCAAAUUGCGUGUCGGCUGGUGCGAGGUGAGGUGUGCGCCAGGUUCACCUAUCGAUACAACGGUGCAAUCGAAAACAUCACGUACAUGUGCGCCAAGAUGAACGUGGACAACGAAUCGUCAACGACGUCUACGUGCUACACCGAGGACCGGAGUGGGCGCGAGAUUGAGGUUUGCGUUUGCGAAUCCGCCGCCGGGAGGACACCCUGCAAUCGGAGCAGCACCAUCCUAGCCCAGCUGGGCCACCCGGCGGUUCUGAUUGCCCUGGCUCUGGUGCAACUGUUGACCCUUCGCAGCGUGUUCCACUACAAUCAGUGAAGUUGAAUUUGUUCAAUAAAUAUUGUUUCGAGGGAAAAAGUGA
Aedes albopictus (Asian tiger mosquito) is the source of this 912-nucleotide messenger RNA. RefSeq lists its product as uncharacterized. NCBI's taxonomy places the organism in Eukaryota, Metazoa, Arthropoda, Insecta, Diptera, Culicidae. Bases 231 to 869 code for a protein of 212 amino acids. The record is from RefSeq and is a predicted model, not a curated record. The transcript is spliced from 4 exons.